CUGCAGAUCCUCGGCACAGCGAGCGAUGCUGAGGCUGAGAUCUGAGAUGCAACUCAGAGGGUCCCGCGCAUAAAGACGAAGUUAUGGCACGACCAUCCUCGGAGAAAAAGGUCCCGCAGCAAUCUCUCUGUGCCGAGGAGUCCCUCAGCGGUGACGCGCAUGUCCUUCAGGGGCGCAGAAGCUCGGAGCGAGAAAACCCCAAAUUACGCGUCAAAACAAACUAGUUCAAAUCGGGACAGAAGCAAGUCGACAGCACGGGGGAAUAACAGCAGCGUUGAGUUGAAGUGAGGGGCGCAAUGCAACAGGCCUGCGAAGUGAAGACAAGGACUGGCUUGCAGCUACACACGGUGUAAAGCUUAUCUUGAUGCAGCUGUAGUUAGAAGUGCCCUUCAAUCAUCCUGAGGAUGGUACUCAGAAAAUAAGAUUUCUCUUCGCCUGCAGUGCCUUCAGGGAUUCUACCUAGAAAAGAUACCAGUGACACCGGGGCCAUAAUGAACCUGUUCAGGAAGGAUGCCAAGACCUCAAAGAAGGACAAAGAGAAAGAUAUCCAGUAUGAGGACCCUCCAGAUGGAGGCUGGGGAUGGAUGGUUGUGCUGCAUUGUUUCCUCGUAAAUGUCCUCGUAAUGGGCACCCUGAAGAGCUUUGGGAUCUUCUUUGUGGCUUUCCAAGAUGAGUUUGGGGGCUCAGCAGAGAGUAUCAGCUGGAUUGGUUCCAUCAUGUCGAGUCUGCGUCUGUCUGGAGCACCCAUCGCCUCUGUGGCAUGUGCCAAGCUGGGAGCCAGAGUGACUUCAAUCACCGGUGCAGUGCUGGUUAGCGGAGGCUUCCUGUUGAGUAUUUUUGCCAGCAGCGUGGUAUUUCUCUACAUCAGCAUGGGAGUGAUAGUUGGAAUGGGUUUUGCACUACUGUAUCAGUCCUUCUCAGUGGUCACUGCGUUGUACUUCCGAAAAAGGUUAGCAACAGCAUAUGCUAUUGGUCGCUCUGGGAUGGGUUUGACCUUUGCUCUUGCUCCUUUCACUCAGCUGCUUCUGGACCAAUAUGCUUGGCAAGGAGCCAUGCUGAUUCUUGGUGGUCUCAUGCUGAAUCUGGUGGCCUCUGGCAUGCUUCUGCGACCCAUCAAUGUAAAGCCACCUGUUUCAAACCCUACCUCUUCUGCCAUCCAAAAGAGCCCCGCUGUUUCUCUCAAGAGUUCCUCCGAGAAGGAGUACUCCAAGAACUGUUUGAAUGGGUCCACUCAAGUAUCCAAUGGCGUCUCCAAAUCAGACUCUCUUCCAUCCCCUCCAACCUCUCACAGGGACACCAUGAACAUUGGGGGACAAUGUUCUCAGGGACCCCAGGACCAGUCAGUGAAUCCUGAACUGACCAGACUGGUCCUGAAUGGAGUAAAUCACCAUGAGCCCCAUCAUGACCUGGGUCAGUGUAAACCCACAACUCCAGAUUGCUCAGCAGAGCUCAAUGGCAGUAUGAAUGGGUCCACGAUUGUUGGAUUUCCCUCACAUGCAAGCUUGCCAAGUGAGGUGACUGUCAGAAAAGCCAAAGUACUGGAUUUCUCUUUGCUCAAGGACCCUUUCUUUUGCAUAUACACUUGGUCUUUGGUCUUCAGUCAGCUUGCCUACUUUAUCCCCUAUUUCCACCUGUCUGCCCGGGCCAGAACCCUGGACAUUGAUGCCAUGGAUGCCUCCUUUAUCAUCUCUGUGGCAGGUAUCACAGAGACCAUCGCUCAGUUGGCUUCAGGCUGGGUGACAGACAGGAAUCUGUUCCAUAAAUACCACUUCCACAAAGCCUACCUGAUCCUCUGUGGCUUGGUCAAUCUGCUUUCCCCACUGGCAACUUCUUACAUCCUGCUGAUGGUCUAUGCAGUCUUCUUUGCCAUCUUUUGUGGUGGCUACAUGGCUCUGUUGCUGCCUGUUUUGGUAGAUCUCGUUGGGUCGGAGAAACUCAAUAACUCCAUGGGCUGCUCAAUGUUUUUUGUAGGCCUGGGUUGUCUCACAGGGCCUCCUUUGGCAGGCUUCUUGUAUGACUACACUCAGACGUACGACUGUUCCUUCUACCUGGCUGGGCUCUGCUAUCUACUCUCCUCCCUCUCCCUGUUCAUGGAGCCGCUGGCUCAGCGCUGGAAGGCCAAGAAGAAACUGUCCCAGGCCAAGAGAGCAGAAAGCAGCUGUAAGACCAAUGGCUGCUUCACUCCUGAUCGCCUGCAGAACGGCGCUGUGUAGGAGUUAACUGAAGGGUUUGAUCUGGAACCAACAUGCACACGAUGACAAGCCUGCCCAUGUUGGACCUUGGACUCCAGCUUGAAGUCGGGCUUCAUUUCAGCAAGAGCAUAAUGCAGCCUGCACAGAAACAUGAUGUCUAAGGAACUCGGGAUGUUGAUGAAAAAAAAGCCAAAAUGUUAGCAUUCUGCUGAGAGGCACACUGCAUCAAAACUGAAGAUAAUCCUUGCGUGCAGCACCUGCCACAGUUUAAUAUAAGCACAUAUGCAAACAUAACUUACUGAGAGAGAAAUGGCAAAACUGCACUCACUUUGCAGAAAUGCUUUAUUGCAUGUCGCACUGCUCAGAAAUAAGCUAUGCAGUUGAUCUCGAAAUCCUGUCUUCAGUCAAUUUUUCUUUUUUUUCUUUUUUUUGUGAUGAGAUUUAUGGAACCACACAGCCAUGAAGAAGUACGUUUCACCUGAUGUCUUGGGGAAGCUUUUACCUGUCUCUGGUAAACAUUACUCACUGUUAUGCACUUUGGGCCAACCUAUGAUUAUGCUGCAUGCCAUUUUCCUCAAGAUUCUCGAGAUGCUGAGCAGCCACAUUAUUUCAGCCUGCACCUGUGAAACAAUGUGUAAUCUCUUAUAUACAAAGCCAAAAAGCCCGUACUGCUUCUGCAGUUUAUAUGAGAAAAAUGUAUCUCUUCUUUAACUAGAUUAUUGUAGACAUUUUACUGAUGUAAUCACUUUGAGACUCUCAUUGGCAUUCUUGUAUUAUUCCAAACACAUUUUUUUGUCAGCCGUGUAAUUCAGCAUCUUUUUGUAAUGACUCACCAUUCAGACCUUCUCGGAUGCUUUCAGGUUUUCCCCCUCACAGAAAUCGUUCUGCCGUGCCUGUCACCUUUCAACAUUUGAACUACAGACAUACUCAUUUUUGCCUCGAUGUUACUAUUUGUACUUGGUGGCAUUAGCCCAGUUUUUCAUGCCUUUCACGGCUUUCCUGGAGUCACAUGAGAAGUUUUAUGCUUUUUAGAGCCGAGGAGUUUUAAUGGGUGUAUAUCGCGCCGGGGGCCAGCUGAGCAUUAGAAGGGCUGUAGGACAUUCAUCUGAAACUUAUUCAUUUACCCCAGCUAUUUCACUGUUGUCAUGCAAAGUAGCCCUUUUAAACCUGUUAUAUAUAAACUCCUUUUGGCAGUAAAUGCAUCUGCUGCAAUAUUUGUCCCUUAUUUUUAACUGACAUUUAGGCUGCUUUCAGUGCUGCUGACCAUUACGUUAACUGUUUCUACUCAAAUGUCUAUUGAACUAUUUUAACUGACAUUCAGCUGCUGUCAGUACUCACAUAACUCACUGUACUCACUUCAGCUAUCUUUAGUGCCUCAGUGGAACUUUUUUUUGGCUUAUAGCCUCCUUCUGUAACACUGCAGAUGAUUAUUCAGCUGCUUCCUGCUGUGAAGUAACUGUUUUUACUACUUAGCAAACUAAAAUUUAAGUUGCAACACUUGGAUUUCACCUAACUUCCGUUCAGUGCUUCACAUUCAGCUGACGCUUCACCUGUUUUGGAUCACAUAGGAUAUUUAACCUGUUUACACAGUGAUUACAGCUGUAAUCUUCUGCACUAUUUUCUUCAGAAUUGUUUUAAUUGUAUUAAAUUUGAACCUUGGUUUUUUCCUUAUAUAACAAUAAACUACCUUCCUCCUUUUCUAGGUCACAGAUAAGCAUUCAGAUGUCAGUGACGUUAUCUUUAACUUGUCAGCACCUGCUCAUGAGCUGUUCUAUGCAAAUGCACAGAGAGAGGAGAUUUUCCUUUGGCAAAUACGCACACAAACACACACUUUCUCCUCUGCAAAUAUCACCAGCUCCUGAAAGCCUGUUGUUUAGUUAAGGUUUCAGUGUUUUCUUCAUCGUGGUUGGACUGAGGGCCGAUGGAGCUGAUGAGCUCCCCUGAACAGCAGGGUUUUUUUUUUUUUUGUUCUGUUGUGUGUGUUUGCUAUUUUGUCAUCCUUGUGUGUCCUUGUAUGUCUCUGACCAACUGUGACGAUGGUGUAAUGUUGACCAUGUAAAUGCACAGUGCCACAAGUGGACUGUUUAAAACUGUUGCCCAGUCUUUACAGUGCCUGCAGGCAGCCAGUGAGUGGCAAUGCAACUUAUGAUAUUGUAUUUGUACAUGGGAGUCUUAAACCUUUUUUUUUUUUUAUGUAGAGUUUUGGUUUGUUUGUUUUGCUAAUUUGGUUUUAAUGGAGUCCUUGUUUUUCACCACUGUUUGCCUUACAAGGUAAUGUAUCUUCUACUAACUUCCUGUAAUAUCAGCCAAAGAUCACAUUAGAAAACAAACCUACAACUUGAAGCUUAUUGCUGGUUAAAAGAAAGAAAGAAAAACAUCUGGAAAUGUAUGUAUUUAAACCACUAUGACCACCCAUUACUCAGUUAUUUUUAUGUCUUAAUUGAAGAUGAUUCAUGAUGGGCAUGUGCUUUGUAUUGCUGCCCUCUUGUGGAAAAAUGAGGCUUUUACUCAAGGAAUGCUCUCUCAAUUAGUACCAAAUUAUUCCCCCUCAACUCGUUUUCACAAUACUGAGCAAGCCUCUUUGUAUUGUUUCUAUAACAGCAGUCAUGCACAAAGGCUCUUUUGGCUCACGAGUUGCAUUCACCAUCGGUAUGCUUUUGUGAUUUAGCUCCACUGACUAUUUUGUACUAUAAUAAAUCUUUUAUGAAAAGUAUUUGAUGCUUUAAAGGUAGAUUUGGGUUAGGGUAAUUUUACUUGCCAGUUAUCUGGAUAAGAAGCUGUAUGCUUGAGCAGUAUCUUUAAGUCAUUAUACGUCUCAAAAACAAACAGAGUGCUGUUUGAGACAUUUGGAUCGGAUGUUUUUGUUGCAGCAAAUGCAUUUUUCAGUGAGGUACUUUUUAAUUCAUGACUCUCACUCCUGGGUUUGUUAACUGAUUGACUUUAGGAGAUAUGGUUAACCAAUCAUAGAUUUCACUAGAGUUCAUUUUUAAGCUUUGUAAACAGUGUGCAGGUCAGCUGUAAUAAACUGAUGUGUACCUCAGUCUGUUACUGUGUGAUUCAGAUGACAAACUAAUACCAGGACAAGAAGCUCAAGUUUCAACAAAUAAACACGUUUUAUUGACACAUUAUUG
Archocentrus centrarchus (flier cichlid) is the source of this 5323-nucleotide messenger RNA. RefSeq names its product solute carrier family 16 member 4 (gene slc16a4). Bases 492 to 2213 code for a protein of 573 amino acids. The transcript is spliced from 11 exons. Gene Ontology annotation, biological process: monocarboxylic acid transport; transmembrane transport. Lineage: Eukaryota; Metazoa; Chordata; Actinopteri; Cichliformes; Cichlidae. The record is from RefSeq and is a predicted model, not a curated record. Gene Ontology annotation, molecular function: monocarboxylic acid transmembrane transporter activity.